AUGAGCCUUUGCAGUUUCAGAGUUAUUGUGAUAAAAGCUGCUAAAAGGAGUAAAAAAAAGUCAGAUUCAAGCGGUAUUCCAGCUAUCGAAUCCAUAAGUCACAUUCGGCCUCGAUGCAAGUGCGCUGCCUGUAAGUCAUUGGUGAAGCAUGCGGGACCUCAUGUUAAACUUGAAACAAUUUCCCCUGUCGCUAGUGAUACGGAUGGUGAUCCAUACGACAAUGGCUACCCUGUUCCACCUUUUUAUUCUUCCGACGACUCCGACGACCACGAUGAUGAUUUCUAUUUCCGCGAGGAUGACUACUAUUGGAGGAGGUUCACAAACAGAACUAGGCUCCAUUGA
This is a messenger RNA of Cooperia oncophora, 342 nucleotides long. The record is from the annotation of a GenBank genome assembly. NCBI's taxonomy places the organism in Eukaryota, Metazoa, Nematoda, Chromadorea, Rhabditida, Trichostrongylidae.